Messenger RNA from Pecten maximus, 2388 nucleotides. RefSeq lists its product as uncharacterized. The record is from RefSeq and is a predicted model, not a curated record. Bases 1 to 2379 code for a protein of 792 amino acids. NCBI's taxonomy places the organism in Eukaryota, Metazoa, Mollusca, Bivalvia, Pectinida, Pectinidae. Gene Ontology annotation, cellular component: nucleus. Gene Ontology annotation, molecular function: zinc ion binding; DNA binding. The transcript is spliced from 12 exons.
AUGAAGGUUUUGUCCAAGGGAAUGAAAUUUUGUCCUACUCCUUCCGAACAAGAUAAUACACAAUUAAAAACAGAUUUGUUAGAAUUCUGUAGAAGGCUCCGAUUAAAUGAAAAAUUCUUUAAGGAAGGCACAAGUGAUGAUUCUUCAAAAGAAGAACCCAUUGUCAAAAACAAAUCUAAUUAUAAUCCCCCUAAAAGUAGUAACUGUCAAUUGGAGGAUGUUAUAGACAGUCUUAAAAAACUUCCUUUAGACAAUAAGGGUAAUUCUUCUUCUAAUAAAAGAAUAAAAAGUAAUUUGUCGUUUAAUCAACAAAGAGCUAUAGAUGAUCUCCGGAAAGAUGAUUCUAUCAUAAUUAAAGAGGCUGAUAAAGGCGGCGCUGUAGUCAUUAUGAAUAAAACAUACUAUUGUGAAAAGAUCAUAGAAAUGUUGACUGAUGGUGAUUUUUACGAGGUUGUAGAUUAUCAAAAUGAUGCAAAAGUUGAAGAAAUGGAAAAGAUGAGCCAGGAUUUGUUCGAUGACACUAUGACUUUAUCUCAGGAAACUACAAAAUCACAGAAAGCACAGCGAGACCAGCUUGAAAAACAGAUCACAGACUUUACUUGGGUACAGUGUGAUGAUAUUGACUGCCAGAAAUGGAGACGUUUACCUGUUAGUGAGUGUGAGGAUCUCGGUCAAAAACAGUGGUACUGCCACAUGGGGACUGACCCUAAGUACAACAGUUGUGGAGUUCCAGAGGAGGACCACCGAGCCUAUGAUAAGCUGGCACGAAAACUGGGGCUCAAUUAUGUUAUGUCUCAGUUGGCUGAAGGUACCCUGGUCUGGGCCAAGAUGAUGGGCUACUGCAGAUGGCCGGCUCUUAUAACAAAGGACCCAGCUUGUAGUAUGUCUUGUGAGUGGGACAAUAGAGGCGAACCUCAGGUCUACCAUGUGGAGUACCUUGGGACAAAACACAGCCACGGCUGGAUCAGAGCUGACAAAUUGACCCGUUAUGGCCAUAAGGAGGAAGAUAACCCACAAAAGAGGAAGUGCAGGACUAAACAGAUGGCACUCACCAUGGCUAAUAAUAAGAUACAGAGGAGGAAAUACCACAAAGUGCCAGUCGACCUCGCCAUUAUGGAGGCAGAUGAUUUACUCCGCCUGAAUGAAGACCAAAGGUUGGCCCUGUGUACAUUUAAGUUAAUCAAAAAAUUGGAGGAGGAAAAACAAACAGAAUCUCAGGUUAAAACAGAUGGCAGAAAGAGAAGAAGUAAGAAGAAUCCCCAGCAGAGCUGCUGUCAAUUGUGUGGAGGGGAUACUCAAGUGAAGAAGAAGCCUGACAGGCGAUAUAUAACAGAGAGAAUCUCAGUGGCCUUACAGCAGGCUGAUGCUGUAGUACCCAGCUGUCCGACUGGCCUGUCUCAUGACACUGACAAUGACACUCCCAGUCAAAGUGACAAAUUCCACUUUGAAAAUUUAGAAUUCAAAAGUACACUUGUAGACAAGAGUAAAGAAGAGAAAUUCAAGAUUGACGUUGAGAUUAUGACUGUCUCAUUACAGAUGUAUAAAAGGAACGAGAAAGCAUUUGACCAUGAUCUGCGUCGAUUUAUGGACAGAAACAAGGUUACUGUCAGCAGGAUUCCUGUAUGGCAGCGUGUACCUAUAGGACUAUUCCAAUUGUUUUUGUCUGUGUUUGAGCGGGGAGGCUACAAAAAGGUGUGUUUGUCCAGGAGCUGGUCAGCUGUCUACAAAGAACUAACAGAGCUCCCUGUACAUGUUGGUCAUGCUUCUGCAGGAGGAAUCGCCAAGAAAUACUACCAAAGAAAUUUGUAUCCAUAUGAGUUGUAUGUCACUGGAGGAGACCAUCAAACUGCCCUGGACAAUAUAAGGAAAAAUAAAAAUGUGAAACCCAACCAAGCCUCAACAACAUCAAUCGUGCCAGAUAGUGAUAGGCAUUCAUCUGAUCACACUUCUGUUGAUGAUAAUGAAGAGGGAGGGCUGGAGGACGUGUUGGAGGAGGAUGUAGAUUUAGAGGGAGAGCUGGAGGAUGUGUUGGAGGAGGAUGUAGAUUUAGAGGCAAUGUUGACACAACUAGAGGCCUACAGUGAUAUGUGUCAACUAGAGGAUGAUGUAGAUGCAGCACAGAAGCGCCUGGGGAUAGACAUCACAUACCAUGACGACUCUUCUGGGAGUAUCUUCUCUCCGGGAGUCAAACUGGCAGACACGUCCUCGGAGUUUGGCUUCCCCUUCCUUCCAGAGGAAGAUGCCCAGAUGGUGCCUAGCCAACCCAGUGUAGAUAUGGACAGUGACAAUCCUAGCCAGAGUGAUCAGAUACUACAGGAACUUCUAGUUCUGGAUGACGAGUUCCAACAGUUGGAAAAAGAAAUGGCUGGUUUUCUCUGAUGAAAAAGG